Messenger RNA from Phaethon lepturus (White-tailed tropicbird), 824 nucleotides. Its product is annotated as chromosome unknown open reading frame, human C17orf58. The record is from RefSeq and is a predicted model, not a curated record. Lineage: Eukaryota; Metazoa; Chordata; Aves; Phaethontiformes; Phaethontidae. Bases 143 to 808 code for a protein of 221 amino acids. The transcript is spliced from 4 exons. Gene Ontology annotation, molecular function: protein binding.
UCUGGAGAGCCCGACCGAGGGGCCUUCUCCUGCCUCCUUUGACUUCAACCACGCGAACAGAAAGCACGCGGAUAGACGGCUGGCCAAGGCUGCCAACAGCGUGUCGGCUCACUUCCGUCACGCAGCAUCUUCCUAUCAAAAGAUGACAUCCUUCGUGGAGGCUCAUCCUUUUCCAGACUCCGGAGCAGUGGAGUCGGAUGACCCUAACACGCCGGAUCAUUUCAACCGACCAGGCAAGAUGAUCCCUUACAAACGUACUGAUCCCUUCAAAAAGAUCACCAAGCCCUCCUGGGUCACCAACCGCCAGUCGUCCAGCUUGCCGUACCACUUCAGCGCGCUGAAGAAAGAUGCUGAUAAGGAAAAGGCAUGUCUGACCGAGUGCAGGAAAGAGAGAGACGAAGUGGAGGCCUACUGCGCGAGUGAAUUCGCAGUGAAUGGAAUCGUGUAUAACAUCGAAAGACUGGGGAAUGGAGUCCGCUUCAUUACGCUUUUAGUAAACAGCGAUGGAUUAUACAAGAUGAGUCGCCUGUAUAUUACUCCUGAUGCCUUCUUCUUUCGAGUUCACAUUCUAGUCGUGGAUACUUUGAACUGCAGUAAACCAUGUCCAGACUUUAAACUUGGCAGUAGGUACAUUGUGAUGGGUCGGAUCUACCACAAGAGACGACAGAUCCCUGCAAACCUGCUGCAGUUCCUGCGAGGGCACCUGAGGCCAGGGGAUGGCUUGCUCAGAAGCAGCAGCAGCUACGUGAAGAGAUUCAACAGGAAGAGGAGUCGCAAAGUGCAAGCAGCACACACCAAAUGCAGAUAAGGCUUCAGUAACCUCC